AGCUUAUCGUUGAGCAGAGCGCAGCCUGUUCGCAUUUCAGCCUCUAGUUUAUGCAUAGACAUCACGAAACCUCGUUAUCUUUUUGCGGAUCCUUGGCAUUUAUUUUUCCCUUUCAUUCCUGCCUUUAUGAGAUGGAGAAGAGGGCGCUUUGGACAUCCUGUUAUUUUGUGCGCUUUGUAACCCUCAUCCUCUGCGCACCAGAGUCAGGCAACCUGCCACAGUGUAAAGAGACAGAUUACUACUUUGAGUACACAGAGUGUGACAGCACGGGCUCCAGAUGGAGAGUUGCCAUUCCUCACAGACAGGGGAGCUGCUCGGGCCUUCCAGAACCUGUCAGAGGCACAGACUGCACUUUUUCUUGUGAAGCUGGGGAGUUUUUAGAGAUGUCAUCCCAGCAGUGCACAUCAUGUGUGGCCGGCUCUUAUUCAUUGGGCAGCGGCGUGCGUUUCGAUCAGUGGGACUCCAUUCCUGCGGGAUUCAGCAGUUUGGCUACAUACAUGGACUCAGGAGGUUCAGGGGACGACUCAAUGACCUGCAACAACUCUUCAUGGACAGCUCAGGGAACUCACUUGGAAUCCAAUCGUGAUGACUGCACAGUAGCGCUGGUGUACGCGGUGCAUCUCAUGAAGCAGGGAUCCGUCUCCUUUGACUAUCAAUAUGUCGACAGCAACAUCUUCUUUGAGUUCUUUAUUCAGAAUGACCAAUGUCAGGAGAUGGACCAGACAGGGAGUGAGAAAUGGAUCAAACUCACCACUAAUGGAGAGUGGGGAACCCAUACGGUAAAUCUGAAGUCGGGAACUAAUAUUCUGUAUUGGAGAACCACAGGAAUGCUCUUGGGUGGGAAACCAGUGAAACCGGUCCUUUUGAAGAACAUCCAGAUCGAAGGUGUGGCAUACACGUCAGAGUGUUUUCCAUGCAGGCCGGGCACCUUCAGUAAAACCCCAGGCUCUUCCUCAUGUGACCUUUGCCCCAGGAACAAUUACUCUGGAAAGGGAGCCAGUUCGUGUACACCAUGCUCCAAGACACAGUACUCCCAGGAGGGAUGGUCACAGUGUAAAGAGAGACCUCCUUGUUCAGAGAAAGACUAUUUUCAAAUCCACAUGGCCUGUGAUAGUGACGGCAAGACCCAGAUACUGUACAGGUGGGUGGAGCCUCAGGUGUGCAUGGAGAAUGUGACUGGUUCUGUGACACUGCCCCCUUCUGGAGAGAAAGAGGACUGUCCACCCUGCAAUCCAGGCUUCUACAUGCACAACUCUUCCACCUGUUUACCUUGCCGUCAAGGCACUUAUUCUGAUGGCACCACAGAAUGUCAAAGAUGCCCGGGAGGAACCGAACCUUCUUUAGGAUAUGAAUACAAGUGGUGGAACAUCCUGCCGAGGAAUAUGAAAACUUCUUGUUUUAAUGUGGGCAACUCCAAAUGUGAUGAAAUGAAUGGUUGGGAGGUGGCUGGCGACCACAUUCGUAGCGGAGUGGGCGGCUCAGAUAAUGAUUACCUCAUCUUAAAUUUACGAGUGCCUGGAUUCAAACUUCCUACUUCUGUGGACGAUGCUUCAGCUACUGAGUUCAGCCGAAUCACAUUUAUCUUCGAGACCAACUGCAGCACAGAGUGUGAACUCUAUUUUAUGAUAGAUGUCAACAGGAAGAGCACAAAUGUUGUAGAAUCAUGGGUAGGGACUAAAUUGAGACAAGCAUACACCCACAUCAUGACCAAAAAUGCUUCGGUUUCUUACACAUGGGCUUUCCAACGCACCAACAAAGCCUCUGAUGUGCGCCAGUAUGUAAAUGACAUUGCAAAGAUCUACUCGAUCACGGUGACUAAUGCGAUGGAUGGCUCAGCGUCUGGUUGCCAUGCCUGUGCUAUGAUGAGUCAGCGGGACGGCUCUUCCUGUGUCCCCUGUCCUGCUGGACACUUCAUCAACAAAGACACCAACCAGUGCCAGGAGUGCCCAUCCAACACCUUCCUCUCUGGGCAUCACAUUUAUGGCCAGGAGGCCUGUCAGCCCUGCGGUCCUGGAAGCAAGAGCAACAAAGAGCACUCUUUGUGUUUUAACGACUGCACCUUCAUGUAUAUGGAGCUGAACCAAACGCUGACCUACGACUUGAGUGCCUUGAGUUCAGUGGGGUCAAUCAUGAACGGGCCUAGUUUCACAUCCAAGGGAACUAAAUACUACCACCAGUUUAAUAUCAGUCUGUGUGGGGCUGAGGGGAGGAAGGUGGCGGUGUGCACUGACAAUGUCACGGAUCUGUCCAGUAAGGACCUGCAAAAUGAAUCGGCUGACCUUAACAAUUUCGUCCAGACUUUUGUGUGCCAAUCGACCAUCAUCCCUGCAGAUGGACGGGGCUUCAGAACAUCCCUGUCAUCACAGUCUAUCAGCCUGGCUGACACUUUCCUUGGAGCUUCUGUUGAUAAUAGUCUGGAUGGGGUCACUGUCAGCUCAGACCUCUUUCCCAAGUCUUCAUGGAAAGUUCCAGAUAUCAACUUCUUCUAUCGCUCUCCACAGCCCACAGCAUCCUGUCUGAACGGCCGUAGCACAGUCGUGACUCUACGUUGCAAUCCUAAGAAGAGUGGACUUGGGGAGCUCACUGUGCCAAGCAAGUGCCCAGCAUAUUCAUUGAAAUGA
This is a messenger RNA of Sinocyclocheilus grahami, 2621 nucleotides long. RefSeq names its product UPF0577 protein KIAA1324-like homolog. Bases 51 to 2621 code for a protein of 856 amino acids. The transcript is spliced from 19 exons. Gene Ontology annotation, biological process: positive regulation of BMP signaling pathway. NCBI's taxonomy places the organism in Eukaryota, Metazoa, Chordata, Actinopteri, Cypriniformes, Cyprinidae. The record is from RefSeq and is a predicted model, not a curated record. Gene Ontology annotation, cellular component: membrane.